AUGAUUAUCAAACCCUCCCUCCUGCUGCUAGGUGCGGCCUCCGUCUUCGCCGCCGACCAAAUUCCGAUCAGCGCCAGCUCAGUAUGCCUGCUCUCCGCUAAUCCCAAUGACUGCUGUGCCGGUGGAGCAAAGUCUGGCGAGGUGUCAAUCAACGACCGCACCUUCAAGUUCACUUGCUCAUCGAACUUGAUGGCCCUCAAUCCCAGAAACCCGCAAAAGGCCGACAAUGCUCACGCUUGUGCAUCACUCUGUGCAGACGAUGUGUCCUGUGAAGGAUCGUCUUUCAAAGCACACGGCAAGGCAGCCCGCGGGGGAAAUAACUGCUUCUUUAACAUCGGUAACAACAUGGAUCAGAAGCCUGAUGGAGAGUGGAUUACCUUCACCGAAGUAUUGCCAUCUUGUUUGGAGUCGGAUGACCGCAAUGCCUGCUGCUCUGAUCCAACGAAACAAGAAAGCGAAAUCUUGAUAGACAACGUCCGCUGGAAGUGGACCUGCCAGUCCAUCUUCGUUUCACUCAAACCGAAAGGCAAACCGGUAGCUACUGCUCAUGACUGUGCUUCCCUUUGCGCAUCAGAAGGGUGUGAAGGAGUUUCAUUCCGAACGCAGGGCCCUCGAAAGGAUACUUGCUUCUUCAUCAUAGGCAGCAACAAGGAUCAGAAGCCUUCGGAUACGUUCCUGUCACUCGUUAAAGUUGUGGAUGACAUCGUCGAACCCCCGAUCCCGGAGCCAGACGACAAAAAGUGCGUUGAGGAGAAUGCUCAAUGUAUUAAAGAAAAGGACCAGUGUAUCAAGGAUGAAGAUGCUUGCGUCAAAGAAAAGGAUACAUGCAAAGAAGACCUCGAGCAAGCGGAACAUACCCUCCAAAUUUGCAAAAACAACCAGGUGGACCCUGCCAAAUUGGCGCAAUGCGAAAUUGAUAAACUGGCAUUGGAAUCCGCCGAAGUGGAUUGCCGUCGGCGCUUUGCGGAGGUGGAAGAGAAAAGGAAACAAUGCCGCUCAGAUCAACAGAAGUGCGAAAAGGAGAAGGGCGACCUCAACAUCCAGAAGCAACAGUGCGAGAACGACAAGACUGGCUUGGAUAUGGAGAUCACUCAACAGGACGAUGAGAUUGCAGAACUCAAUUCGCAAAUCAUAUCGCUUAAUAGCAAGCUGGCCGCCCUUCAGCAGUCAUAUGAUGCUCUGACUGUUGACUGUAAAGGCGCAAAUGGAAACUGCCGUACAAACCUGUAUGACGCUGAGCCUGGCGACGACCAAUGCAUCAUCACCGCUGGAAAUAAGAAAUUCAAGAUUCAUUAUGCCAAGCUCGAUGAUGAGGGUUCAUCGGAUCUGGGUACUGGGAAGGCAGGCUCUUUUAAGGACUGCGCCGAAAAGUGCGCCAACUACAAGGGCGCGGCGAAGUGUGUACGAUUCAUGUGGAACACGGACGGUAAAGAUAGAGCCUGCCAUAUGCGGUCCGAGGGACAGCAUAUUGUUCCCACCAAGUCGUCGAGGUGGAGUUCUGGUCAGCUCCUUUGA
This is a messenger RNA of Penicillium robsamsonii, 1515 nucleotides long. RefSeq lists its product as uncharacterized. The record is from RefSeq and is a predicted model, not a curated record. The transcript has 3 exons. Lineage: Eukaryota; Fungi; Ascomycota; Eurotiomycetes; Eurotiales; Aspergillaceae. Bases 1 to 1515 code for a protein of 504 amino acids.